Phacochoerus africanus (Common warthog) is the source of this 2665-nucleotide messenger RNA. It is a transcript of the gene AGK, whose product is annotated as acylglycerol kinase. Gene Ontology annotation, biological process: protein insertion into mitochondrial inner membrane; ceramide biosynthetic process. The record is from RefSeq and is a predicted model, not a curated record. Gene Ontology annotation, molecular function: acylglycerol kinase activity; ceramide kinase activity; ATP-dependent diacylglycerol kinase activity. Lineage: Eukaryota; Metazoa; Chordata; Mammalia; Artiodactyla; Suidae. The transcript has 16 exons. Bases 263 to 1528 code for a protein of 421 amino acids. Gene Ontology annotation, cellular component: TIM22 mitochondrial import inner membrane insertion complex; mitochondrion.
GCGACGCAGGGAUGAAGAAGGAUGAUGGGAGAAAUAACUGAGCGAUGGAAAACUGAAGGCAGCCCCCAGGCGGCCGCCCUUGCAGACCGCACCCUCCCUGCACGCUAAGAACCACGCCGGAACCCGUGGGCGGCAGCAGCGGUUUCCCUUCAAGAGCCGGGACUCUUGAGCGAGCACACAGGAAAGGCCGGGCUGCGAGCGGGACCCGCCGUGGUGAGUGCCGCGCUCCCGCGGCGGGGAACCGGAAACGCCCUGAGAGAAGAUGACUGUGUUCUUUAAAACACUUCGGAAUCACUGGAAGAAAACGACAGCUGGGGUCUGCCUGCUGACGUGGGGAGGCCAUUGGCUCUACGGGAAACACUGUGAUAACCUGCUAAGGAGAGCAGCCUGUCAAGAAGCUCAGGUGUUUGGCAAUCAACUCAUUCCUCCCAAUGCACAAGUGAAGAAGGCAACCGUCUUUCUCAACCCCGCUGCUUGCAAAGGCAAAGCCAGGACUCUAUUUGAAAAAAAUGCUGCCCCGAUUUUACACUUAUCUGGCAUGGAUGUGACUGUUGUUAAGACAGACUAUGAGGGCCAAGCCAAGAAACUCCUGGAACUGUUGGAAAACACAGAUGUGAUCAUCGUUGCUGGAGGAGAUGGGACAUUGCAAGAGGUUAUUACUGGAGUUCUUCGAAGAGCGGAUGAGGCAACCUUCAGUAAGAUUCCCAUUGGAUUUAUCCCACUGGGCCAGACCAGUACUUUGAGUCAGACACUCUUUGCCGAAAGUGGAAACAAAGUCCAACAUAUUAUAGAUGCUACACUUGCCAUUGUGAAAGGAGAGACAGUUCCACUGGAUGUCUUACAGAUCAAGGGUGAAAAGGAACAGCCUGUGUUUGCACUGACUGGCCUCCGAUGGGGAUCUUUCCGAGAUGCUGGUGUCACAGUUAGCAGGUACUGGUAUCUCGGGCCUCUAAAAACCAAGGCAGCCCACUUUUUCAGCACUCUUGAGGAGUGGCCUCAGACUCAUCAAGCCUCUAUCUCGUACACGGGACCUGCAGAGAGACCUCCCAGUGGGGCAGAAGAGACCCCUCCACGGCCCUCUUUGUACAGGAGGAUAUUACGAAGGCUCGCGUCCUACUGGGCACAGCCACAGGACGCCCUUUCCCCAGAGGUGAGCUCAGAGGUCUGGAAAGAAGUGCAGCUGUCCACCCUUGAACUGUCCAUCACGACCCGGAACAGUCAGCUUGACCUGACAAGCAAAGAAGACUUUAUGAACAUCUGCAUGGAACCCAACACCAUCAGCAAAGGAGACUUCAUAACGCUAGGAAGCAAGAAGGUGAGGGACCCCAGGCUGCGUGCUGAGGGCACCGAGUGUCUCCCGGCCAGUCGCUGCGCUCUGCUCCUUCCUGAGGGAACAGGGGGCUUUUUCAGCAUCGACAGUGAGGAGUACGAAGCGAUGCCCGUGGAGGUGAAGCUGCUCCCCAGGAAGCUGCGGUUCUUCUGUGACCCGCGGAGGAGGGCAGAGAUGCUGCAGAGCUCGGCCGAGUGAGCGGGUGGGCGACUGCGCUUUAGCCCACCCUGGGACCAAACGGGAGCAGAGCCUCCCACCCCCGUCUCCGCCGCCUUGUCAGAGGAUCCCAAGGACCCGUCCGCGGCAAGUACCCCCUGCCCUUCUCUCUCUGUGCGUUGCAGCUUCGCAGCCAGCUUCCCGGUCGCGCGGGCUUUGACUGGUGCCCCCCGUCGGGCGGGCGCCGAGACAUCCCCACCCUCCGUGGAUGGAAAAGGGCCGGACCUUGUUCUCUCCCCACCGCGGACGGCAGGCUCCUAGGCUGUGUCCUCUCCUGUCUGUGGCCGUCCCGCCUUCCCGCCGCCGCCUUGUCCUGUUUCCAGGCUCCUCCAUGGGUGCUGCUGCUCCAUGAGCUCCGGUUCUCAUUUAGCGGGUUCCAAUUCUCUCCUCGGUCUAAGAAACAUAUGUGGGGUGUCCGUCUUCAGCCGUGGCUGAUACUGUAAAAUAUUAGGGUUCCCCCCCCCCAAAGUCGUGCUUCUGAAGUGUUGGUUUGCAUGAGAACCACCUGGGGCACUUGUCGAAGAUUUACUUAAUUGGGGCUCACCCCAAACCUAGUCACUCAAUCUGAGGAUGGAGCCCCGGUAUCUGCCUUUUUAAAAAGGCAGCCACCCUCCCCGGGUGGUUCUGGUACAGGAAGUCCUGAGGCCGCAAGCGACACACAGUCCUGCCAAGCAGUGGUCCACGCGGUCUUCCGCUCAUCUGCUUCCUCAGAGCGCUUUGAAAAACCUUGUAGCCCCUCCCACGCUAACGUCCCCAAUUUCUCAUGGGAAGUUUGAGUUGCCAAAGUAUAUACUUUCUGGUGUCAUGUAAAUAUUGAUAUUUUAAAAUAAAACUGUUACAUCACUCUUUUAAACAUAUUCAGUAUAAUUGAAAUACAUAGCAAUUUGACAUUCAUCAUCCAUUUACAAAAAAUAAAUUGUUUAGUAGUUGGAAAUAUCCAUUUUCCUCAUAUGCCUAUUUCCUACCGCUUUCAGCAAAGUAUGCUAUCAUGUUUUUAUGCUGGAAAGUUUUUUCACUCAACCUAUUUUCUUGCCAACAAAAGCUAUAAAUUGAAAUGACUUUUUUUAGUUCAAGUGUUAACUCAGUACAGAAUAAAUGUUAUCAAUUAUUGAAAUACAA